Aphis gossypii (cotton aphid) is the source of this 2153-nucleotide messenger RNA. Its product is annotated as S-adenosylmethionine synthase-like. Gene Ontology annotation, biological process: S-adenosylmethionine biosynthetic process. The coding region runs from base 625 to 1851 and encodes 408 amino acids. NCBI's taxonomy places the organism in Eukaryota, Metazoa, Arthropoda, Insecta, Hemiptera, Aphididae. Gene Ontology annotation, molecular function: ATP binding; methionine adenosyltransferase activity. The record is from RefSeq and is a predicted model, not a curated record. Gene Ontology annotation, cellular component: cytosol. The transcript is spliced from 10 exons.
AUGCGUGCGAGACCUAGCGCCUAACGAGACAGCGACAGAAAACCACACAUUUCUAUAUAGAAUAUUACAGUAUUAUAGAGGUCUGUGGAGAAAACGUGUUCUUUCAAUUUUGUUUUGGACCGUUCGUGACUUGUUCCGAAGUCAUGAAACGGCGUGACCAACGUUUCCGACGCUAAAACGGGGCGAAAUACGUGACGGUGUUGGUACCGCAACAGUAUAUAUGUAUACAUAUAUUAUAUAUUUAUAUAUAUAUAUAUAUGUAUAUGUGUAUAUAUAUAUUACGGUGAUUGUUAGUGGCGGGUUUAUUUUCUAACAAAGGAACGAUGGUGGUUUCCAAACAUUCCGUUAGAGCGCCACCGUUUGCAACGCAAUUCCUGUGCAUUCCUCGGCGGCUCGGCGGCACCUGUUGUAUUUUUUAUUUAUUUUCAUCUUGUUGAACUCGACACCCGUGACUUACCAGCUUACCGUCAACAGCGAAAUCCGACAGUAUUUUCCUUCACACAGCAUCGAAACCGUGACAGAAGAAACGACGGGAUUGUGGAAGUACCUAGUUGUAAUCGAAUUCGUAUUUAAUACGUUAUACGUCGCAAUCAGAACGCGCUAUUUCUCUUUUUGGCGGAAAUCAUGACCGAAGAACAUCAAUUAUUAGCAACCGUCGACGAAGCCGAAAACAAAGAUGUCGGACAUCAGUCUGAGAUCUCUGAUAGCAUGAUGUUUUUGUUUACUUCCGAAUCCGUGGGCGAAGGACAUCCGGACAAAAUGUGUGAUCAAAUCAGUGAUGCUAUUUUGGACGCACAUUUAAAACAAGAUCCUGAUGCAAAAGUGGCUUGUGAAACUGUAACCAAAACUGGAAUGGUAUUACUUUGUGGAGAAAUUACAUCUAAAGCUAAAGUUGAUUAUCAAAGUGUGGUUCGUAACACAAUACAGCAUAUAGGUUAUGAUGAUUCAUCAAAAGGUUUUGAUUAUAAAACAUGUUCAGUGUUGCUUGCCAUUGAUCAACAAUCUCCCAACAUUGCUUCUGGUGUACAUAUCAAUAAAUCAGAUGAGGAGAUUGGUGCUGGAGAUCAAGGCCUCAUGUUUGGCUAUGCUACUGACGAAACUGAAGAAUGUAUGCCGUUAACGUUGGUACUGGCUCAUAAACUUAAUGAAAAAAUAGCUGAACUUCGAAGAAAUGGAAAACUUUGGUGGGCACGCCCUGACACAAAAUCACAGGUAACUUGUGAAUAUCACUUAGUCGGUGGUGCAUGUGUUCCACAAAGAGUUCAUACAGUUGUAAUAUCUGUACAACAUUCUGAAAAAAUAACUCUGGAAGACAUAAGAAAAGAAGUUAUGUUGAAAGUUAUCAAGGCGGUUAUACCAGUAGAGUAUAUUGAUGAUAAAACCGUUUUCCAUAUCAAUCCCUGUGGUCAAUUUAUAAUGGGCGGUCCUCAAUCUGAUGCUGGCCUGACUGGACGAAAGAUAAUUGUUGAUACAUAUGGAGGUUGGGGAGCUCAUGGAGGUGGCGCAUUCUCUGGCAAGGAUUUUACUAAAGUUGAUCGUUCAGCUGCAUAUGCAGCUCGUUGGGUUGCUAAGUCUUUGGUAAAAUCUGGACUUUGUAAACGUUGUCUUGUACAAGUAUCUUAUGCUAUUGGUGUAGCAGAACCGAUAUCAAUUACACUUUUCCAUUAUGGCACAUCUACUAAAUCCCAAAAAGAGUUGUUGGAUAUUGUACGCAAUAAUUUUGAUUUGAAACCAGGAAAAAUUGUCAAGGAUUUAAAUCUACGUAAUCCGAUUUAUCAACAAACAAGCUCAUAUGGACAUUUCGGCCGUGACAUAUUUCCAUGGGAAAAACCCAAAAUCCUAUUUGAGUGACUUCUUAUCCCGAUACCGACUUCUUAUCUUCAACCAAAUGAUCAGAUUUAUUUUAAUUUUAUUACUAACAAAUAACUAAUAGUUAAUUGAAGAUUCAAUAUAUUAUUCUUAAGUUUUUAUAAUUUUAUUUUAUUGAUUUUCUUUUUUAAAAUAUAUAAAUAUUUUUUUAAUUUUAUAAAGAAUGUAAUUUACAAACAUAUUAUUAAAAGUAUAUAUUAUGGCAGCGGUUCUUAAACUAUCUUUCGUGGAGCCCUUGAGAUGCUGAAAAAAUGUUCGGAGCCCCAAAAACUUGAAAUACCAAU